Sceloporus undulatus (fence lizard) is the source of this 2053-nucleotide messenger RNA. It is a transcript of the gene MPI, whose product is annotated as mannose phosphate isomerase. The transcript is spliced from 8 exons. Gene Ontology annotation, molecular function: zinc ion binding; mannose-6-phosphate isomerase activity. Gene Ontology annotation, cellular component: cytosol. Lineage: Eukaryota; Metazoa; Chordata; Lepidosauria; Squamata; Phrynosomatidae. Gene Ontology annotation, biological process: carbohydrate metabolic process; GDP-mannose biosynthetic process. The record is from RefSeq and is a predicted model, not a curated record. Bases 136 to 1407 code for a protein of 423 amino acids.
GGCCUGUCUCUGGCUUAGAGGACUCCAUUUCCCAGCGUCCUCUUCGGCCGCGGAGCCUGUCGGGAGAUCUGCCUCUCCUUCUGCAGGCCGGGAAAAGAAGAAGAAGGAGGAGGAGAAGAAGGCCCUGGGUUAAGGAUGGCAGAGCUGCGAGUCUUUCCUCUUGCCUGUGCUGUGCAGAACUAUGCCUGGGGCAAGCUAGGCCAGGAGAGUGAAGUGGCCAAACUCCUAGCAAGCAAUGAUCCCAUGGUGCAGAUCGAAGCAGAUAAACCAUAUGCUGAGCUUUGGAUGGGUACUCACCCCAAAGGAGAUGCAGUGAUUCUAGAUAAUCGCAUCCCUCAAAAGACCUUAGGGCAAUGGAUCGCAGACAACCCCGGGUGCCUGGGCUCCAAGGUGAAGGAUACUUUCCAAGGGCAGCUGCCAUUCUUGUUCAAAGUGCUGUCAGUCAACACAGCCUUGUCCAUCCAAGCCCAUCCCACCAAGGAAUUGGCAGAAAAGCUUCAUGCUCAAUAUCCAGAACACUAUCCAGAUGCCAACCACAAGCCGGAGAUGGCAAUUGCCCUCACUCCCUUUGAGGGCAUGUGUGGCUUCCGGCCUGUUGAGGAAAUUGUGGCUUUCCUCCAGAAUGUUCCUGAAUUCCGGACCCUAAUUGGGAACGUGGCCGCAGAACAGCUGGAGCGCAGCGUGAGCGAUGACCCUCGGGGUGUGGCGGCUGCUUUGCGUGUCUGCUUUACCAGAAUGAUGAAGAGCGAGAAGAAGGUCUUUGUGGACCAGCUCAACAUGUUGGUGAAGCGGAUUUCCCAAGAAGCAGCUGCAGGGAAAGAUACCUCAGCCAGCUGCGGUGAACUUCUUCUCAAACUCCACUCCCAAUACCCCGGAGACAUCGGCUGCUUCGCCAUCUAUUUCUUGAACCUAGUGAAACUAAAGCCAGGAGAAUGCAUGUUUCUGGGAGCCAACGAACCUCACGCCUACCUCUACGGAGACUGUAUUGAGUGCAUGGCAUGUUCCGACAACACUGUGCGAGCAGGCCUGACACCCAAGUACAUCGAUGUCAUCACCCUGUGUGAAAUGCUGAACUACACCCCAGCUCCUAGCAGCUCCAAGCUCUUGGUUCCUGUUCAGAGUCGCCUGGACCCUUGCAUCUACCUCUACGAUCCUCCCAUUCCAGACUUCUCUGUCAUGAGGAUAGAGAUUCCUUCUUCCAUUAAGUUAUACCUUGUUUCUGCCAUCGACUCAGCUAGCAUCCUCUUGGUGGUCCAAGGGACUGCUGUCGGCACUUCUACAGCAGCUGUGUCCGAAAUGGCCCUCCGCCGUGGCUCCGUGCUCUUCAUCUCAGCCAACGAGAGCGUCUCUUUACACCAGUCUGCAGGCGAAGGGAUGCUCCUUUUCCGAGCCUGCUGCCUGCUCUAAUAUGGGACUUUUUGUCUUUCUUCCCUUGCUCUGACUCCCUUAGCAUCAAUAGAACCUGGCCUGAACCCUCCGUAAAUGCCAACUGAUUUCUACCCCAUCAGAUCACUGUGUCAAAAGUCCAACUCAUUCAGGCUCACCCAUCUGUGGUUAGCUAUUGUUUCCCAAUCUUCUUGCCUUUACCCUAGCCUGCCCCUGCAAGCACUGGAAAGAGUAGUCAGGAAAUCUCUGCAGUAGCCCAUUCUGGAGGGCUGGAUUAUUCCCACCCCUGGUUUAGAUGUUGAUGAACUACUAUCCCGCAUCCUUGUCUAUGCUGAAAAAGACUGACAGGAUUUAGAGUUUGACAUCAUUUAGAGGAUCAUGGGUUCUCCAGUUCUGCAUUAGUGCUCUCUGGCAGCUCAAACUGCAACCCAGGUACUUUUUCCAAAGUCACAGCAGCCAUGGUACCAUGAUUACAUGUGGAAGAAUUCAGGUUCACCUUCCUGAUAUACAAGGGUUGACAUCCUGUUAAUGGUAGACACAGGUGCAAGUCUAUAUUCUAUCUGUAUGUGUUUUUUUGGGGGGGGGGGUCAAUGUGGAAGCAAAUACAGUCAUCCCUCCAUAUUUGCAGAUUUGAUUAUUCACGGAUUUCAUUAAUAUGUUCUCUCUA